Messenger RNA from Astyanax mexicanus (Mexican tetra), 2754 nucleotides. It is a transcript of the gene crebl2, whose product is annotated as cAMP responsive element binding protein-like 2. The record is from RefSeq and is a predicted model, not a curated record. The transcript is spliced from 3 exons. Gene Ontology annotation, biological process: regulation of DNA-templated transcription. NCBI's taxonomy places the organism in Eukaryota, Metazoa, Chordata, Actinopteri, Characiformes, Acestrorhamphidae. Gene Ontology annotation, cellular component: nucleus. The coding region runs from base 275 to 649 and encodes 124 amino acids. Gene Ontology annotation, molecular function: DNA-binding transcription factor activity.
CAGGAGGCGUGUCUGGCUGAUGAAAACAAGAAGUCUAUGGGCGGAAACGAUGCUAAAAACAUUGGCAGAACUCAGGGCUUCUUGUGAGUGUUCUGGGUCCGGAUUUAAGACAGAAACAGGUGGAAACCGGGGCUCUCGCGCAGGCACGCGCCCGUCCGCUCGGUGUGCAGACUGUCCGCGCGGGAGCGCAGCUGGCGCGGACUGGACCCGGGCUUCGGUCGGUUAGCAGACAGGCUAGCUGCUGCUGUUCCCAGACGUGGGUCAGUCAUCCAAAAUGGAUGACAGCAAGAUGGUUGGUGGAAAAGUCAAGAAACCAGGAAAACGUGGUCGUAAACCUGCCAAGAUUGACCUGAAAGCCAAACUUGAACGAAGCAGACAGAGUGCUAGGGAAUGUCGGGCCAGGAAGAAACUGCGUUACCAGUACCUGGAGGAACUGGUGUCCAGCAAGGAGAGAGCCAUCUGUGCUCUGAGAGAAGAGCUGGAGAUGUACAAGCAGUGGUGCUCUGCCAUGGACCAGGGGAAAAUCCCUUCCGAAAUCAAGGCUCUCUUAACUGGAGAUGAUCAGAAAACCUCUCAGAGCACCAGCACCAAAACACCCAAAAAUGGCAAAUACAACUCGUCAAGUAUAAGCCAGAGUAAGUCUGCGUAGGUUACAGUCAGACACCUGUUUUGACAUGCUUUCCACAUCUUGGAGAUGAUGAGACAGAAGAUUUAGGGUAAACUCACUUUAUGUGAAGGUGUAGUGUAACAAGCACAUAGGCAAGUUAUGGCUCAGUUCAUGUGUAUGAUGAAAACACCUGGUUAAAAACACUAAGUCUCCUGUUAUUAAAGAACGCAGUAGUCUUCUAAUGCCCAUUGCUUGGGCCAGUGCGUACCCAGAGAACUUGCUGUUGUUCACAUCAGUUUUCUUAGACGUAGAACAAACUAAUAGAAUGUAAUACACUGUAUGUACAAAUGCUUGUGGACACCCAUUCUAAUAAAUGCAUUCAGCUAUUUUAAGUUUUACUAACUGCUGACACAGAGACAGCUUAAUACACAGCUUAUCUAGUCCUUGUCUAAUGCCAGUAGAACAGGACCCUUUGGAACAAAUAAAUAUGAAUCUACUGGCACCAUGCCUAAUGCCAGACAUAUGCUGUUGAUUUCUGAAGAAAAAUUGAAUGUUCUGGUGUCCCAAUACUUUUGUCCAUAUAGUGUAUGUAGGCGUAGAAAAAUAAAAGUGUUAAAUUCUGUAGAAAUCCAAAUAGUUAACACAACUAAGGUAUGGGUACUUGGCAGCAAAACGUGCAAUAAGUUUAAAAUAUGACAAACCCUUCAAAUACAAAAAGACAUGCAAACCCUGGGUGUUGCCAAAAUGAUUUAGCUUUGCUCUAAGCACUUUAAAGAAUUUUGAAGAUUUGCAUAGCACUGGUAAAAGCUCAUAUUUUUGUCUUUAUUUUUUAAGGGAUGGCACAAAGUAAUGGGUAGGGGUCUAUUUUUGGAAAUAUUUAUUUCUUUAACUAAAACGGAAAGCACUUUCACUUUUUUCAUUUGAACUUAAAAUUAAAUUUGUUUAGUGGUCCAACUGGCAUUGCAUGAUGAGAAAUGGCUAUGGCUCUUGGUUACCACAAUGUUUCCUUUUGUGAGAUGACCAUAGACGUCCUAUUCUCAGACCACAAAAUUAUGAUAUUGUAGUUACAACACCGACAACUGUGUGCGUUUGAUCUUUGUAUUGUUAUCUGUGUAUUUACAAUCAUGCCUUUUGUUAAGUCAAAUUAUAAUUAUAAAUUCUCAUUUAGACUGAAAUGUAUGGCUAUAGUUCCAUAUAUUGUCCAUGUCAUUCAUCAUUUCAAAACAAGUACAACAAACAAAAUGGUGGGCGGUAUUUAUUUCUGUUCUUUCACUUUAGAGAUAGCCUGGUAUGUGUGUUCAGCUCUGAAUCCAGACAUUUUUUAUUUUAGAGAAAGGCAAGUUGGCUCUGAUCUCUGCAGUGUGGUAGAUCUCCAGGACCAGGGUUUGACAUCCCUGUUUCACACUAGUGUUCAGAAUCUGCAUAUUCGGUGUGAGUUGUGCAAUGAAUAGACUCUUUGCAGUUACUUUUCAAAUGUUUAAAAUCACUGUUUUCAAUAAUAUAAACACAAUUUGAAGCAGACUUUAUAGGCUGGACAAGGAUUACUUAAUAACUAUGUAAGCUGUGCAUUGCUGUACGUUCUGUUUAAUAUAAUAUUAAAAUUAUUUGAUUAUCAUAUCUUGCCAGUCCUAAAAACCUCAAUAUAAAAUUACGUAAAUUAGAUACAGAAGAAAAUUAGAACAGUCUGAAAUUUAGUUUUUAAAGUCAUCAUUUUACCAGAAUGCCCAGGCUUUUGUGAAAGACUGCAUGUGUUAUUACAAAUAAUAGUAACAUUUAAUAUGACAAGUGAUUUCAAACUUUUGAGUGGUUGAGUAUAUGUAUUAUUGACAUGAUCCAGAUUUGCUGCAUGGCUAUUAAAUUUCCUGAAAAACACAACAUCCCAGAGCAACUAAUGCAGAGUGCAAAUUAGCUUCUAAGGAACAGCUCCAAGAAAAAAAUUAAGCUUAAUGACUGGAGCUACUAUUUGGCAUCAAAGUAUAUCUCAAGAUUUCUAUGUUUUUAAAUGUGUUGUCCCGUUUUCAUGCCUGUUUGAUUCCUGCGAUGUGACCUUGUUUAGCACAGAAAUGUAUAUUUUUAUAUUUAUAUGUAAAGUUGUGUAUAGAUAUGAUGGAGGAUGCUCAUAAAAUUUGUACAUGAAACAAGAAUAA